AUGGUUGAGGAACAACGAGCCCAUUUUGAUGAUGAUGGCUUAAUUGAGGAUUCGAAGGAUGAGGCUGUUGUAGAAUCAGAGUUUGUUGUGUUUCAAGAAGUAAAUGUUGUCCAUGUAAAGAUUGAGUUUGUGUUUCAAGUGAAAACUGAGAUUGUGACGGAGAUAAAAAUUCAAGAGGACUAUUGUUUAAGUUGGCUGCUUGAAAACUCUCACCAAAAGUAG
Entrophospora sp. SA101 is the source of this 222-nucleotide messenger RNA. The record is from the annotation of a GenBank genome assembly. NCBI's taxonomy places the organism in Eukaryota, Fungi, Glomeromycota, Glomeromycetes, Entrophosporales, Entrophosporaceae.